Molecule: messenger RNA, 3183 nt
Organism: Kwoniella botswanensis
Lineage: Eukaryota; Fungi; Basidiomycota; Tremellomycetes; Tremellales; Cryptococcaceae
Exons: 11
Coding region: 1-3183 (1060 amino acids)
Biological process (GO): rRNA acetylation involved in maturation of SSU-rRNA
Cellular component (GO): nucleolus; 90S preribosome
Molecular function (GO): ATP binding; 18S rRNA cytidine N-acetyltransferase activity; tRNA binding
Source: RefSeq, a predicted model, not a curated record
AUGAGGAAGCAGUUGGACCCACGUAUACCGGCGCUCAUCAACAAUGGUGUCAAAUCGAAUCACAGGAGCUUCUUCGUGAUGGUAGGGGACAGGGGAAGAGAUCAGGUGGUCAACUUGCAUUUCCUCUUAUCCCAAGCUAGAGUAUCGUCCAGACCAAAUGUGCUUUGGUGUUACAAGAAAGAUCUAGGAUUCACGACCCAUCGAAAGAAGAGAGAAGCCAAGAUAAAGCGAGAUGUCAAGAGGGGAAUCAGGGAGGCGAAUGAACAGGAUCCGUUUGAGCUCUUCGUUGCGGUCACCGAUAUCAGAUAUACAUACUAUAAAGACAGCGCGAAGAUAUUAGGUCAGACUUUUGGAAUGCUAGUUUUACAGGAUUACGAAGCUAUAACACCGAAUUUACUGGCUAGGUCGAUAGAAACUGUUGAAGGUGGUGGUAUCGUCGUGCUAUUGCUGAAGACCAUGAACAGUUUGAAGCAGCUGUAUGCAAUGGCCAUGGACGUUCAUGCAAGGUAUAGAACGGAUGCGCACCAAUUCGUUCAACCCCGAUUCAAUGAGAGAUUCAUACUGUCCCUCGGGUCUUGUUCAGAUUGUUUGGUCUUAGAUGACGAGUUAAACGUAUUGCCUUUAUCGAAAGGGAAGGAUAUAACAGUUGGAAAGGAUAAUGAAGACGAUCGAGGGAGAAAGAGGAAAGCAGAGGAAUUGAAGGAGAUGAAAGAAAGUUUGGAUGGGGUAGAUAUCGUCGGAUCAUUAGCCAAAUUGGCGAAGACAGUAGACCAGGCAAAAGCUUUGUUGACCUUUGUCGAAGCCAUCUCCGAGAAGACUUUAUCGUCUACUGUAGCUUUGACAGCAGCAAGAGGUCGAGGUAAAUCCGCUGCAUUAGGUCUAGCCAUUGGAGCGGCAUUGGCCCAUGACUAUUCCAACAUCUUCGUCACUUCCCCUGAUCCUGAAAACCUCAAAACCCUCUUCGAAUUCGUGUUCAAAGCCUUAGAUGCGUUGGGUUAUGAGGAACAUAUAGAUUAUGAUAUAGUGCAGAGUACAAAUCCAGAGUUUAAGAAAGCCAUUGUCAGAGUCAAUGUGUUUAGAGGACAUAGACAGACUAUACAGUAUAUCGCCCCUGAGGAUUCCCAUGUCCUUGGUCAAGCCGAACUUGUCAUCAUCGAUGAAGCCGCUGCCAUCCCUCUUCCUCUUGUUCGAAAACUCAUCGGUCCCUAUCUAGUAUUCAUGGCAUCCACCAUCAACGGUUAUGAGGGUACUGGACGAUCCUUAUCCAUCAAGCUUAUCCAACAAUUACGAGAACAGACUCGACCUUCCAUAAGCAAAGAACCUGCACCUUCAUCUGUCACAUCUAAUGCCGGUCCUUCGAAAGCUGCCUCAGCAGGUCGGUCAGGAGCAGGUCUAGUCCGAUCACUGAGGGAAAUCAAAUUAGAUGAACCCAUCAGGUAUUCGCCAGGAGAUCAAGUUGAGAAAUGGUUGAACAACCUAUUAUGUCUCGACGCUACGAUAGUAUCGAAAAAUGUUCAAGGUUGUCCUCAUCCGUCAAAAUGCGAAUUAUACUAUGUCAAUCGAGACACCUUAUUCUCCUACCACCCGGCAUCAGAGGUGUUCCUACAGCGCAUGAUGGCUUUAUACGUGGCAAGUCAUUACAAGAACUCGCCAAACGAUCUGCAGAUGCUCUCGGACGCACCGGCACAUCACUUGUUCGUGUUGUUGCCACCGAUUAAAGAGGAUGACAACUCUCUUCCGGAUCCUUUGGUGGUGCUCCAAGUGGCUUUAGAAGGGAAUAUUAGUAGGGAUGUGAUAUUGAAGGAGUUGAGUCAGUCGGGUAUGAGGAGUUCAGGUGAUAUGAUCCCUUGGUUGAUAUCCAUGCAGUUCCAAGACAACGAUUUCGCUAUGUUAUCGGGAGCGAGAGUUGUAAGGAUAGCUACUCAUCCUGAUUACGCAAGGAUGGGAUAUGGUGCCAGAGCUAUCGAAGCCUUGAACUCGUUCUAUAGUGGCGAAUUAUAUAACUUUGACGAUGCGCCGGCUGAUAUGGGAGAAUCGUUCGAGGACGCUGCUAAAGUCGGACCUAAUGAAACUUUACAGAACGAUACCGUUUCGAUACGAGAUGCGGCUCGAAUGCCACCUCUACUCCAACGACUAUCAGAGCGUAAACCCGAACAGUUGGAUUAUCUCGGUGUAUCGUUCGGUCUUACCAAAGACUUGCUGAGGUUCUGGAAACGUGCUGGAUUCAUACCCCUUUACGCAAGUCAGAGGGAAAACGCGUUGACUGGAGAAUAUACAUUUGUGAUGCUUAGAAGUCUGUUGAAUAACGUCGAACAGACCGAAGGAUGGUUGACUGCAUUUGCACAAGAUUUCCGACAACGAUUCAUGAACCUUCUUUCAUACUCAUCAUUCCAGAAAUUCGAAUCUUCAGUAGCAUUAUCAAUAAUCGAAGCUGCCUCACCUCGAUUACCUGCUGCCCUCAAUUCACCUAAGAAGACAAUAACGGCCGAAGAAUUGAAUGCCUUGAUAACUCCCUUCGAUAUGAAACGAUUGGAGUCAUACUCGGAUAGUAUGCUGGAUUAUCAUGUGGUCUUGGAUCUGGUACCGAUUUUGGCGAAUUUAUUCUUCAGCAAGAAGCUGGGAGAUGAUUGUACACUUGCUGCUGCCCAACAGGCUAUCUUGUUGGCUUUGGGUUUACAAAGGAAAUCAGUGGAGGCUUUAGAGACUGAAUUGGGAAUAACAGCUACUCAAUGUUUAGCACUCUUCGGUAAGAUCUUGAGGAAAAUCACCAAACAACUACAAGAUAUCCAGAAAGCCUCGAUCGCAUCGAGCUUACCUUCUCAACCUAAUCCUACGCAAUCUUCCAAUAACAAAUUCCAAGCGUUAGAUAAAACCAUCGAAGAGGAUUUAGAAGAUUCGAUACCUGUAUCUGACGAAGCUCGAGCCGCACAGAGGGAGAUACUAGAUUCCAUCAAUAUGGAUGAAUAUGCUCUUCCAUUGGAGGGAGAUUGGACGAACGCCGAAGAGCAAGUCAAGAAAUUGGCUAGUAAUGGUGGGGAGGGAUUGAGCACGACCAUGACGGUAAAAUACAAUAAGAAGGAUGAACAGUCCAAGAAAGAUGGGAAUAACAAGAAGGAUGGCAAAGGGAAGAGAAGGGUUAGUGAGGGUGAGAAAGGGUCGAAAGGCAAGAAGAUGAAGGUUUAA